CAUGUCCUACUUUACCUUUUCUGUCGUUUUGGUGGAAGGGAUGUCAUUACUCAAUGUUUUUAGAUGUCAUGAAAAGAAGUAUAGUUCAAUAAAAGGGAAUUUCGCUUGCCUAAACUUUCCCAUGUCUAGAGUGAGGGGGUUAAGAGUGAUAUAAGAGUGGGGGUUAAGUAAGAGCUCUAAAAUGAAUUACUUCAUGAACGGAAAUAACUAAUUGCUUCUUUCAUUGUCCAUCAUAAAGUUCUUGUGAUGUAUUGGCAACAAUAGCAGCUAUGUACUUGAUACAUUUUGGCACUGCAUGGAUGAUUACAGACACUAUAAGCUGCAUCAGUAACUCGAUUUCCCAUAUCGACUCUCUUUCAUUCGUCCGAUCCCGGUUUUGGACAUUGCACAUCGUAUCCACUCUGUUGCAGUUUUAAAGAAUGAUUUCUAGGAAACACAUUUCACUUAUAAAAACAGAUUCCAGCCUAGGAAAAUAGCAUGAAAGAUAAUACCUGCAUACUUUGUUGCUGUUCUGGUUCCUCCUAGGAGCUGAUGUUAUACUAACAUAUGGUUCGCUCUGUCUUGAAAAUUCUCACUCUAUCAUCCCUGUUUAUUUACUUAUGCAAUUUAUUAUUGAUAUCAUUUUCUUCUUCUUCUUCUUCUUUGUUUUCUUGUGCCUUUUGCUUUAGGUAAGGGCCUUGUGUACGAUCACACAGCUUAUUCUCAGGUAAUUAUUUAAUAUUUGAAUUCAUAACACUAAUAUAAACAUAAGAAGAAAAUAAAACCCUUCAAACAGUCCAGGGAUCAGAUGUAUGUAUUCUCAUGAGAUUGAUCACAAAAAUGUUAACAGAGUACAACUUUUUUCCCUGUAAAUAUGUGACUUAUUGCAGAUGGAGCAACUGAAUGAACAAUCCUUGUGGAAACUUGCAGUUCGGGGUACAUUACACUGUCGUUGUUUCUGCAUUGUCAACAAUAGAUAUGCAGAUUGGUUGUAUGCCCCUUCUGCCUCAGGGGAUGGGAAUACCUGUGGGAAAAUUGGCUCUCUAUACUUUAUACAGCUCUUGGAGGGGUCCGUCCAUCAGCUUGUUUGCCAAUAAGUCAAUAACCAUCGAUCUCGGGACGAACAGUGAGUAAUGCUGAAAGAUGAGUUCAGCAGUGGUCUAAGACAAAAAAGAGCAACCGGGCAGGUAACGAUCUGUUUAAGCUAUUAGGAUACAAUAGAAAAAAGGUAUAUAAUUCCUUUUCAUUAGA
This is a messenger RNA of Spinacia oleracea (spinach), 1230 nucleotides long. RefSeq names its product NADP-dependent malic enzyme 3. The transcript has 3 exons. NCBI's taxonomy places the organism in Eukaryota, Viridiplantae, Streptophyta, Magnoliopsida, Caryophyllales, Amaranthaceae. The record is from RefSeq and is a predicted model, not a curated record. The coding region runs from base 883 to 1113 and encodes 76 amino acids.